This is a messenger RNA of Bradysia coprophila, 1287 nucleotides long. Its product is annotated as ribosomal RNA-processing protein 8. NCBI's taxonomy places the organism in Eukaryota, Metazoa, Arthropoda, Insecta, Diptera, Sciaridae. Gene Ontology annotation, biological process: cellular response to glucose starvation; regulation of transcription by glucose; rDNA heterochromatin formation. Gene Ontology annotation, molecular function: methyltransferase activity. The record is from RefSeq and is a predicted model, not a curated record. Gene Ontology annotation, cellular component: chromatin silencing complex; nucleolus; rDNA heterochromatin.
UUUUGUAUGUCAAAAGUACAAAACACACACAUUCUCAUUCUCCCAAAACAGUCAAAACAGUAAACACACGUGAAUCUUCUGCAAUGUCUGCGAAAAUCUUCAAAACACCAGGCUGGGACGAUGAUGUCGACGUUCCAGAGAGAACAUUCAACUUUAAAAAAAAGGCCAACAAAAAGAAUAAGAAGAAGCCCAAGUCAAUUGACAACGAUGGAGCAAUUGAAUCACACCCACCCGGACGAUAUGUAUUGCUGCAUCGAGACUCAGAGCCGGACCGAGUUCAACCAACGAAAAGAAAGUUCACAGAAUCGACAAUUGAUGUCGGUGACAAGGUUGAGUCGCCGAACAAGAAAAAGAAAUUGAAAAAUCAGAACGACAACAACGAGCCGGUGUCGGCGAAGAAUAAGAAAUUGAAAAAUCAAAAUGACAAAAAGGAACUGCCGACUUCUGCGAAGAAUAAGAAUGUGAAAAGUCAAAAUGACAAACAGGAACCGACGUCGGCGAAGAAGAAGAAAUUGAAAAAUGUGCCGUUCACGAAGAAACUUCCUCAAACUGACCAACAAGACGAAGACGACUCCGAGCAACUGGACGGUAACAAUUCGUUUCGUCAGACAUUGAUUGAUAACCUGAAGGGAUCGAGAUUCCGAUAUCUCAACGAACUUCUCUACAGCAAACCGAGUGGCGAAGCGACCGCAGUCUUUGAAGAUGAUCCUACAUCGUUCCAAGCAUACCACGAAGGUUAUCGACAACAAGUCCAACAGUGGCCAUUAAAUCCACUCGAUCGCAUGAUCAACGCACUGAAGAGACUACCGCGAAAUUUGGUGGUUGCUGAUUUUGGUUGUGGUGAAGCGAGACUGGCCCGAACGAUUCCACAAAAAACCUAUUCAUUGGAUCUGGUCGCUAAGACCGAGGACAUCAUUGCUUGUGACAUGGCAAACACCCCGCUUGAGACGGGAAGUAUCGAUGUUGUCGUUUUCUGUUUGUCAUUGAUGGGAACGAACAUCAAGGAUUUCAUUUUGGAAGCGAAUCGUGUCCUCAAGGACGGCGGCCAAUUGAAAAUUGCCGAGGUUGAGUCGCGGUUCACUGACAUUCGACAUUUCGUGGCCAACAUCAAGCAAUGCGGUUUCGAGCUGGUCCAUCAGGAUGUGUCGAACAAUUUGUUUUAUUUCUUGAAUUUUAAGAAGACAAAAAUGGUGAAGAAAACCAGCAAAACGGUUAGUUCAUUCAGCUUGAAGCCGUGUAUUUACAAGAAGAGAUAGGGCGACAAAUAAAUAAAGGAAAGGAAGAAAA